Molecule: messenger RNA, 1506 nt
Organism: Leishmania mexicana MHOM/GT/2001/U1103
Lineage: Eukaryota; Euglenozoa; Kinetoplastea; Trypanosomatida; Trypanosomatidae
Exons: 1
Coding region: 1-1506 (501 amino acids)
Source: RefSeq, a predicted model, not a curated record
AUGCUUACCGGCUUUGGGGUAGCAUACGGUGGUUACUAUCGUGUCUACGUGCCACAGCGAGCUGCACAGCUGGCGGCUGACCAGCGGUUGGAGCAGUGCAAGCUGCCGUAUCAAGACGUCAUUCACGCCUAUUCCCGGCUGCAGAGAACCAUCGAGCACCAGGUGGCUAUUGCGUCUUCUCUCCCGUCAUCGUCGGCAGGCGCGCGACCGGACACCUCGGCGUGGCACACCAAUGCGGAAAAAAUUCGUUUUUUCUGCGAUGUGCAGCGUAUGCGGGCCGUGCUCUUGGGUCUCCCGCACCACUUCAUCACCGAGAAGGACCUGCGUGCAAAGCUUCAGCAACUGUCCAUCUGGGAGUCGAAGCACUGCACAGAGCUCAACUUUCGAUCGGCUCCUCUUAGCUUUUCGCAAACGCUGCGGUCCUCUGCGUGCUUUGUGAUCUACCUCCUCUGCUUCCGCGUGCUCAGCCCGCUGCUGAGGGUGUGGGAUGGCUCUGGGGACUGGCAAGCCUGGCUCCAACACAGCGUGUCCACUCGUAUCGUCGAAGCCUUGGAGAUAAAGGUGCUGUUAACAGCUCCAGACAGGGAGUUGCUCAACUGCAGCAGUGGCGUUGCCUGCGAACUGUCUCGCGGCUACAUCACCCUCAACGCGACGCACUGGAUCGAAGAGGUCGGCUUCUGGGCCUGCCCCAACAACCCACUUUUGCAUCGUCGGACCGCCAGCCAGCCAGCAGCUGCGGGGUGUCAGGGCGUGGACACCUGUCACCUGGAACUCCUGCGCGGUGUCCCCAUCAUGGAAUGCUCCUCAAAUGCCGCGCCGCAGCACGGUGGCGCAUCGAGCUUUACCUUUCCGGCACUGCGGCAGCGGUGGUGCGACCUGCUCUGGUGUGGCCCUUCUGCUUCAGCGGCCGCGUACACUACGACGUAUGCUGAGCACUGGCGUCGCCUGGAGGCGCUACAGCGGGAACGCCUGUCAAGGAGAACUGAAGGUGGCGAAGCGGUGCCGAUGAUGACGGCGGCUGACGUCUCUCUCGGGUACCCAGUGCUAUCCUGCACCAGCCAGCUUGAGUGCGCCGUCGACAGUGAGGCGUACUACAUCCCUGUGGGGAUCAGCGGCUUGCCGCACGUCUUGUACGUGGACGCGGCGCACGCGAAGCCCGAUGUGCGACCACGGCGUACGCGCGAGGAGACGUACGCCUGCGUGCAGCAGGCACAAUUCGCACACGCCUCCUCGGCAGUGUCGGUGAAGCACGCAACAGCUGAUUCAACGAUCGCAGCAGCGCUACAAACGCCGUCUAGGCUGCACGAGUGGCAAGCCCACCGCGGCUUUCCAUGCUGCCGCCGGGUGUGGUGGGGCGGUGUCUACGGCGGUGGUCCUCGUCGCUCGAGCACCACCCUUCACUACCAUCUCGGCAGCGCGAGCACGGCGGCCGAGUACGCGAGUGCCGCCAUCGCAGCCAGCCAAGCUGCAGAAGCCUUCACUGCAGCCGCCACCUCCGCAGUGUGA